Papilio polytes (common Mormon) is the source of this 666-nucleotide messenger RNA. RefSeq names its product protein FAM32A. Gene Ontology annotation, cellular component: nucleolus. The record is from RefSeq and is a predicted model, not a curated record. The transcript is spliced from 2 exons. NCBI's taxonomy places the organism in Eukaryota, Metazoa, Arthropoda, Insecta, Lepidoptera, Papilionidae. Bases 173 to 505 code for a protein of 110 amino acids.
AAACUUCAAUGCUCGAUGUCAAUGUCAGUAAAAUACAAGCAGUGAUAAAAGUAGAAUUGUAAAAGUUAACAAAAUAUUUACUAACAUUAGCGUUUACAAAGUGAACGAUUUAAUCCCGUUACGUUGAUAAAUUGCCCAAUUCUUAUUUUGAUAGAUUCUCAAUUGAUCUACAAUGGUUGAAGAAGACGAAUACUCUUGUGUAAACAGAUCGCAAUUAAAAAUUAAGGAUAAUUCUGGAAUUAAAAAGAAAAAGAAGAAGAAGUAUAAUAAAGAAACGGAAAAGGCUAUUGAGAAUGAAGUAAAGGAACAAAUAAAACAACAAAAAAGCACUAACGAAAAGACAAAAGCUGAGCUUGCUUUCUUAAAGAUGCAAGAUAAAAUGAAAAAACAAAGGAUUCAACAAAAAGCGGAGAUGACUCACAAACAAAGGGUAGAGAAGUUUAACCAACAUUUGGACAGCUUGACGGAGCACUUUGAUAUUCCUAAAGUGUCCUGGACCAAAUAGUUACACACAUUGUUCAAUAUUUGUAUAUUAAAGCAUAAUUAAACAUAAAUCUCACACUAUUGGCUUACCAUAUACUGAAAUGGUGUACUGUAGGAAACAUUGGGCUAUGAAUUUAAAUAGCCAAUUAUCAUAUAACAUGGAAUAAAUAUAUUUAAAAAUAA